Oreochromis niloticus (Nile tilapia) is the source of this 2840-nucleotide messenger RNA. RefSeq names its product chemokine (C motif) receptor 1a, duplicate 1 (gene xcr1a.1). Gene Ontology annotation, biological process: cell chemotaxis; calcium-mediated signaling; G protein-coupled receptor signaling pathway. Gene Ontology annotation, molecular function: C-C chemokine binding; C-C chemokine receptor activity. The transcript is spliced from 2 exons. The record is from RefSeq and is a predicted model, not a curated record. NCBI's taxonomy places the organism in Eukaryota, Metazoa, Chordata, Actinopteri, Cichliformes, Cichlidae. The coding region runs from base 131 to 1162 and encodes 343 amino acids. Gene Ontology annotation, cellular component: external side of plasma membrane; membrane.
CCACAAAAACAGAAGUAGGAAAAGAAAAUGUCACGAGUUUAUAAAUGAUUCUCUUUUUAAGCUUCCACAGAAGGUAUCUCAUCUAGGAAGCUAUCGAUUUCAUCAAGCAGAAGGUACUGGUUUGACAGAAAUGAAUACUUCAACUAAUGCCAGCUAUGAUCCAUUCAACUUCAGUUAUGACGAUUACUACGAGGAUGAAAUCUGUGAUAAGAGUGGAGUUGUGAUAUUUGGAUCCUUUGCCAUUCCGAUUUUCUUCUCUGUUGUGAUCACACUGAGCCUGACAGGAAACAUUCUUGUCCUCAUAAUCCUGGCUUUGUAUGAAAAUCUUAAAUCUCUGACCAACAUUUUCAUCCUCAACUUGGCCAUCUCUGACCUCGUCUUCACCAUCGGUCUUCCCUUCUGGGCCAUUUACCACGUCCAGGGAUGGGUGUUUUCUGAAAUUCUCUGCAAAGUUGUGACUUUUAUCUUCUUCACUGGGUUCUACAGCAGCAUUCUCUUCCUGACCAUCAUGACCAUCUACAGGUACCUGGCUGUGGUCCAUCCUCUGUCUGACCUCAGCACACCUAAACACUCCAUCGGGGUGUUUCUGUCUGUCCUGAUUUGGAUAAUCAGCACUGGAGCAGCCAUGCCCUCCCUACUCUUCAGCUCAAUCACCAAGGUCCACCACAAAGAUAAAGAGUCACAGGGCUGUGAAUAUAGUCAUCCCAUGUGGGAAACUGUUGGUGUCAUCCAACAGAAUGGUUUCUUCCUAGUUGCUUUUGCAGUCAUGACUUUUUGCUACAUUCAAAUACUAGAAAGAAUCACAAGAACAAGAUCUCACACGAAGAACAGAGCAGUCAAGUUAGUCUUCUGUAUAGUCACUGUGUUCUUCAUUGGCUGGGUGCCGUACAAUGUUGUAAUCUUUUUGAGGGCCUUGCCUGCUCAUGUGGUCCCGUCAUUAGAUGAAUGUGAAGCAAGCAUCCAGCUUGACUAUGCAUUUUACGUGUGUAGGCUCAUUGCUUUCUCCCACUGUUGCCUGAACCCCGUUUUUUAUGCAUUUGUUGGUGUGAAGUUUAGGAGUCAUUUAAAGUUAAUGUUACAUCGAUUCAUCCGACGACAAAGUCCAGUCGAGGAACAACAGGUUAGAAUGCAAAACUUAGUCUCACAUGGAUCAAUGUACUAGCUGCCCAGUUCAUUUUCUUGCAUUUACUGUAAUAUAACUGAUUAUUUCCCAAGUCCAGUGUGCAUUUCACAAAAUUCAUUUAAUCUACAGAAGAGAUGAACUUACAGCACGGCACGUAGCAAGCUGCAAGCAGUUUCAACUGUUUUUGCUUGUGUGUCCAUCUGUGUUAACAUUUCGUAACAUUUCUUAUAGGAUACAUUACUUGGAUAGUUACCUAAAUGUGUUUUUUUAAAUGUAAAAAUAAAUUUAGUCAAACAGAUGUUGCAUUUAAUACUGCAAUACUGAAUUCAUGCAAUGACUCUUUAGAACAGGCUAAUGCAGUUGAUUAGUUUAAAAUCCUUGUGUUGUAAUGUUGGCAAAAAUCCUUGUAUAUAAUAAUAGUAAAAAUGAUCAGCAGGUAAAUAUCAGCAGGUACUUUACAUGCAAAUUUGUGUAUAAUUACAAUCAUUAUGGUGCCAUUUGUCAGAAAAUCAUGUCAUAUAGAAACUACAGACAAAGUCAGUCGAUUCAUGUUUUUAGGGGUUUUUAUGCAAUAAAUACAAAUACCAGUGACUAUUUUAAUUAACCACGCUGUUUUUCUUUCUUUACAAGUCUCUAUCAAACAGUAGUAGUGCAAUAUUAUUUGGGGGCAAUAAUUUGAGGAAGCCAAGCAAGACCUACACGUAUGUUGUUAUCUAACUGAUGCACUGUCACACAGUGUGCUCCCUCUCAUAGUGAUUAAAAAAAGAAAGAUUCCUAACACAGUCAGGGAAUUUUUACAUUUUUAACUUUCACACCAUUAAGGACCUCUGAGUUACAUGUAUUAAAUCACAAACUCAGCUUUAAUUAUCUGAUAUACAAAAGUCCUGUUCAUGUUUCAUUAUCAUUCAAAACUAAAUCAACUGUUAAGUCCCAACACAACAGACUAAAAACAGCACAGAUCUUGCAGAGGCUCCAAACAACCACAGUCUAACCAGGUAUCAUGAUUGCUUCCCUGCUGCGCUCUAUUCCUGUGUAGUAACAACCACAUAAAAACUGUUACUUCAGACACAUGCAGCUAAAUCCUCCCAGGCAAUCUUCAGUGUUUACUGGCCUUUUCAAUGCUAUUUAACAGUAUGAAAAAUGCACACAUAUAUGCAUGAGAAAAAUUGUAUCUGUAUAAUAAGAUCUGAGUAUAAUCCGAUAUUCUAGGAUUAUUUUUUCACUUGGCUUCUUCAAACUUAACCUCCGACUACUCCACUGCUAUCAUAUGGUUUUCAUUUCAUAAUAUUAACAAUAGUAAAUAGUUUUCUGUGUGGGUUUUUUUAGUUUUUCUGUGUGUUUGUUUAUUUUUUGUUCAGCACCUCCAGUGUUGUAGUGGUUAACACCUUUGCUUAGCAGCCAAAAAAUUCAGAUUCACAAAUCUCUCUGGGAGUGUGUCAGGAAAGGCUUCUGGUGUAAAACUCUGCCAAAUCAAACAUAUGGAGCUACCGGCUGUGGUGACCCCCUGCGGCAAAGGAGCAAAUGAAAGCUGUUGUACAUAGUUGUUAGUUAGCUGUUGGUUUUUUUGUUUUUGUUUUUUUAAAUAAUAAUAAUACUUUAGUCAAAGAGUUUAUCAGUUGAACAUUUGGACAGUUCUGUGUGUAUUAAGUAUUAACAGCCAAAGUGUAUUUUUUGUUAAUUUUUUUAAUGUGUAUCUAUUAAAGACAAACAAAAUGCA